Penicillium manginii is the source of this 894-nucleotide messenger RNA. Its product is annotated as ankyrin repeat domain-containing protein. The transcript has a single exon. The record is from RefSeq and is a predicted model, not a curated record. Gene Ontology annotation, molecular function: protein binding. NCBI's taxonomy places the organism in Eukaryota, Fungi, Ascomycota, Eurotiomycetes, Eurotiales, Aspergillaceae. The coding region runs from base 1 to 894 and encodes 297 amino acids. Gene Ontology annotation, cellular component: nucleus; cytoplasm.
AUGAACUUCGAUGCAUCUCCCUUUCAUGUUCAAUUCAGUCCAUCUCAUGGUCUGGCAUACGCGAUACGUGAAGGGUCUCUGUUGAUUUACCAACUAUUAUUAGAAGCUGGGGCCGUGGCCGAUGAGCAAAUACAGAAGGAGAUUCCAUUGAUGGUGGCAGCUUCACUGGACUAUGAUCAUAUUUGCCAAGUUCUCCUGGAUUUUGGAGCAGAUAUUAACCGACUGAUGAAUUCUGACGAUUCUGUGAUACGUGACCCCACUGAUGCGACUGAUGCAUUGAGUGCAGCUACUAUGUUUGGCAAUAUUCAGACGGUGGAAUUACUUCUCUCCAACGGGGCUCAUAUCAGAGGUAGCGCUCUUGCGUACUCUCUGAGUGGACUGGAAGACGGGCCUCAGGAUUCACACCGUGAGAUCUGUAACAUUCUGAUACAGCACGGGGCUGACUUGAAUCCGGAUCUUGGGGGAUUCUAUGACACACCGCUCGCUAUGGCACUCCAUAAUUGCUGGUGGGAUAUUGCUAGAUCUAUGAUCAAAAAAGGUGCGAGAGUUGAUACCAGUGAUCCUACCUGCCUUUCAGCGGGAAACAUUUUGGUUGAAGCAGUUUUCAGCGUUGAAAUGACUCGUGAAAUUCUUGGUAUUGGCGUUGACGCUGAUUCUCCAAUUGCAGCUGUUGAUUCAUGGGCCUGGGAGCUCAAUGAUGAGGCCUACAAUUUCACUACGGCACUUCAAGCUGCAGCAUACUAUGGAAGUGUUGACACUGUGAAUCUGUUACUCGAAAAUGGUGCUAAUCCAAAAAUCCUUGGUCCACCAUACAGGACCCUCUCGUUGUCUCCUUUCGCAGGAGUCUGUUAUUACACAGAAAACAUCCAAAUCAACCCCUUUGGGGCCGAUUAG